Klebsormidium nitens is the source of this 3624-nucleotide messenger RNA. Lineage: Eukaryota; Viridiplantae; Streptophyta; Klebsormidiophyceae; Klebsormidiales; Klebsormidiaceae. The record is from the annotation of a GenBank genome assembly.
CUCUUUCAUUUGAGAAGAAGAGGAAGAAGACUGCUUCAAGAUUGCAGAAUUCACCAAACAUUGCUUCCACCACUAAGAUCUUCACCCUCAGCACCUCCCUCCAUCUUGCAACCACCAAUUCGUACCACCUUUCACUGAGUCAGCUCAAUCUUGUCUGCAAUACUGCGCACACAUUGCCAAUUGUAGAGUCUGAUCACUUCGAGCGAAUCAUCAUGGCUUCCACUAUCUCCACUGCAUCCAUCAACAUGGUGGCACCCGCAGGGGUUGCGAGCAGGGUGACCUCCUCAAGCCAGAGCAUUUCUAGCACUGCUGCAUUGGCACCUUGCACCAGAACCUUCAAGGCCAGCAGGAGAACUCUCCCUGCGGUCCGCGCCUCUGCCUCCCAGGAGAAGCGGUCUGGCCCCGCUCAGCUCCUUGCGGGCUUGGGAGCUGCCGCCCUCAUUGCCAGCAGCGGAGUGAACCCUGAGGCUGCCAAUGCCGCCUGGGUGCCCCGCCCCUCUAUCCAGGAGAAGGUCGAGGACGCGUCUCCCAAGGAGGCUAUCAAGGUUGUCAGGGACGUGUUUGGAAAUAUCAAGGAUGACGCCAGCUCCGCUGCCAAAGAUCUGCAGGCCCAGGCCCCCUCCCCCUCCUUCAGCUUCCCCAACCCCUUCGCCAGCAACCCCCUCGACCAGGCCAAGGAUGCUGCACAGAGCGCUGACCGCACAGCCAAGGACACCGCCAAAUCCGCCCUCGGUUCCAACCCCCUGAACAAGGCCAAGAACAUUGCUCAGAGCGCCGACUCUCAGGCCAAGAGCGCGGCCAAGGACGCGGACAGGUCUGCCAAGAACAUCUUCGGGUUGCCGUCUAACCCCCUUGCGGGUUUGGGGGAUAAGGUGCAGGGCAGCGCUGAGCAGGCAAAGGGCGGGGUCAAGGAGGCGGUUGGGAGCGUAACCGGGUCUAACCCUGUGGCUGGAGGAAAGAACAUUCUGGGUCAGGCUGUUGACAAGGUGCAGGGCAAUGCCGAGCAGACCAAGGGCGAGGCCAAAGGCCUGUUCUCCUCCAACCCCUUCAGCGGUGCCGCCAACAAGGUCGCCGGUGCAGCCCAGGAGGCCCGCAGUGACGCCACCGGCGCCGUUGCUGACGUCACUGGUGCCAAACCCCUUGACGCCGCCAAGAACUCCGUUUCUUCCGCCGUGGACAAGCUAACCGGAACGCUCCGGGAGGCGCAGGGCGAGGCCAAGAGCAAGCUGCCCCUGGGGAUUGCUGGGUUGAACGACAAGGUGACGGGCAGUGUCAAGGAGGCUGGGGCGAACGUCAGGGACGCGGUUAGCAGCGUGACCGGAGCUAACCCGGUUGACGGCGGGAAGAACCUGGUGAACCAGGCUGCGGACAAGGCCUCCGGAUCCGCUAAGGAGGCCGUCGGUGACUCGAAGGGCCUGUUCAGCAGCAACCCUCUGUCCGGCCUUGGCGACAAGCUGAGCGGCGCGGUCCAGGGCGCUGCUGGCGAUGCGCGCGGCCUGGUGGGCGAUGCCACGGGCAGCAACCCCAUCGACGCCGCCAAGAACGCCGUUAACUCUACGACCGACCGCUUGAGCGGUGCUGCCAACAAGGCCCAGGGCGAAAUCAAGGCGCAGGGGAGCAAGCUGCCCCUAGGAAUUGCCGGGUUGAACGAGAAGGUGACGAGCGCUGCCAAGGAGGCCGGGGUGAACGUCCGGGACGCCGUUAGCGAUGUGACCGGUUCUAACCCGGUUGACGGUGGGAAGAACCUGGUGAACCAGGCUGCGGACAAGGCCUCCGGAUCCGCUAAGGAGGCCGUCGGCGAGUCCAAGGGCCUGUUCAGCAGCAACCCUCUGUCCGGUCUGGGUGACAAAUUGAGCGGCGCGGUCCAGGGCGCUGCCGGCGACGCGCGCGGCCUGGUGGGUGACGCCACGGGCAGCAACCCCAUCGACGCCGCUAAGAACGCCGUUGACUCUACGACCGACCGCUUGAGCGGUGCCGCCGAUAAGGCGCAGGGCGAGAUCAAGGCGCAGGGAAGCAAGUUGCCCCUCGGGUUUGCGGGUUUGAACGAGAAGGUGUCGGGCGCUGCCAAGGACGCCGGGGCGAACGUUAAGGACGCGGUCAGCGACGUUGCGGGGGCUAACCCGGUCGAUGGCGGCAAGAACGCGCUGAGCGGGGCGCUCGACAAGGCUUCCGGGUCGGCUAAGGAGACUUUGGGCGAGUCCAAGGGCCUGUUCAGCAGCAACCCUCUGUCCGGCCUGGGGGACAAGGUGAGCGGCGCGGUCCAGGGCGCGGCCGGUGAUGCGCGCAGCCUGGUGGGCGAUGUGACCGGCAGCAACCCCAUCGACGCUGCCAAGAACGCCGUCGACUCCGCGACCGACCGCGCGAGCGGUGCUGCCGACAAGGCUCAGGGCGCAAUCAAGGCGCAGGGGAGCAAGCUGCCCCUCGGCUUUGCCGGCUUGAACGAGAAGGUGUCUGGUGCCGCUAAGGACGCUGGGGCGAACGUUAAGGACGCCGUUAGCGACGUGGCUGGGGCUAACCCCGUCGACGGCGGGAAGAACGCACUGAGCGGUGCGCUCGACAAAGUCUCCGGGUCGGCUAAGGAGACUGUCGGCGAGUCCAAGGGCCUGUUCAGCAGCAACCCUCUGUCUGGCCUGGGCGAUAAGGUGAGCGGCGCUGUCCAGGGCGCGGCCGGCGACGUGCGCGGCGCGAUUGGUGAUGCCACGGGGAGCAACCCCAUUGACGCCGCCAAGAACGUCGUUGACUCCGCGACCGACCGCGCGAGCGGCGCUGCCGACAAGGUUCAGGGCGAGAUCAAGGCGCAGGGGAGCAGACUGCCCCUGGGGAUUGCCGGGCUUGGGGAUAAGGUGUCUGGGACCGCGAAGCAGGCGCAGGGCGAGGCGCGGGACAUCUUGGGAAAGGUGACCGGGCAGAACCCGGUGGCCGGAGGAAAGAACAUCCUGGGGCAGGCGGUGGACAAGGGCGUUGGGUCGGCUAAGCAGACUGUUGGCAAGGCCAAGAACCUGGCCAGCUCCAACCCCCUCGCCGGCGCGGCCGACCGCGUCGCGGGCGCCGCCCAGGAGACACGUGGCAACGCCAGAGACAUCCUAGGAAAGGCCGUCGGCGCAAACCCCAUUGACGCUGCCAAGAACACCGUUGCGUCCGCUGCGGACAGGGCAACCGGGACCGCGCAGCGGGCAUCCGGAGAUGUCAAGGGUGCUCUCGGCGGGUUUGACAUUCGGGACUCCAUUGGCGAGGCGCAGAAGAAGGCCGGUGAUAUUGCCGACGCUGUGACCCCCAACGGGUCGCAAGUUGAGAAGUUUUUCGACGGCAAGAACUUGUAGUCUGCUCCAUGUGGCUGUCGCAUGCGACCAUGCGCAUAAUUUUGGCGUGCAAGUCUAGCUUGUCAAGGUUGGUGUGCUCUUUCAGAGCCGUUGUACUUGCAAAUAAGUAUAGACACUGCGUGUAUCAAUACUGAGUGUUGAGAAUAACGUGAUAUAUCUUACUGAGCGAGAACGUCAAUAAACAGCAGAGAUUUGUGUUGUGUAAUUUCGUGUAACUCUUAAAAAUCUAAUACGGGUUGUGUUUUUGACAGAAAAAGUUCGACAAAUCAACUUCUAACUUCAGCACAAUAUAUGGAAUGUUCUC